UAGUACGGCGGGGCGGGGGCGUCGCGGCCUCUCCCCCGCCCGGCCGCCAUUGGCCGGGGCCAGCCCCCGCCCGCCCGCCGCGGCCCGCGGUGGCCUCGGUGCGCCCCGCGCCGCGCCCGCAGCAAUCACAGCGCCCGCGGCCCGCAGGCAGCGCGGGAUUUUUUCUUCCUCCCAUUUGCGGAAUAAAUAAAGGAGAGAGAUGAUAUUGGAAGUGGUUGUGCUGCUGGGCUGUGCUCUGGGCAUCAGCACCUUCCCCCUGGAAGAACCUGAAGAUGGAGGCAAGCACUGGGUGGUGAUUGUUGCAGGCUCAAAUGGCUGGUACAACUAUCGACACCAGGCAGACGUGUGCCAUGCGUACCAGAUCGUACACCGAAAUGGAAUUCCAGAUGAACAGAUCAUUGUCAUGAUGUAUGAUGACAUUGCAGAUAAUGAUGAGAAUCCCACAAAAGGCAUUGUCAUCAAUAGACCUAAUGGCACAGAUGUGUAUGCUGGAGUGCCAAAGGACUAUACGAAGGAGGAUGUUACUCCAAAGAACUUCCUUGCUGUUCUUAGAGGGGAUGAGGAAGCCAUGAAAGGUGUGGGAUCAGGAAAAGUAUUGAAAAGUGGUCCCAAGGAUCAUGUAUUUGUUUAUUUCACUGACCAUGGAGCUCCAGGACUUCUAGCUUUUCCUGAUGACGAUCUUCACGUGAAGGACUUGAAUAAGACUAUUUGGUACAUGUAUCAUCACAAGAAAUACCAAAAGAUGGUGUUUUACAUUGAAGCAUGUGAGUCUGGAUCUAUGAUGAAUCAUUUGGCUGAUCAUAUCAAUGUUUAUGCAACAACUGCUGCCAAUCCCAGGGAGUCUUCUUACGCAUGUUAUUAUGAUGAUGAAAGGCAGACUUAUCUUGGUGACUGGUACAGCGUGAAUUGGAUGGAAGAUUCAGAUAUGGAGGAUCUAAGAAAAGAAACGCUCCACAAGCAGUUUCAGCUGGUGAAGAAACGCACCAACACCAGCCAUGUGAUGCAGUAUGGAAACAAGAGUAUCUCCUCUAUGAAAGUGAUGCAGUUUCAGGGCAUGGGGAAGAAAGCUGCCCCCAUUUCACUGCCACCUGUAGAACACUACGACCUCACACCUAGUCCUGAUGUGCCUCUUGCUAUCAUGAAACGAAAGCUGAUGGCUACCAAUGACAUGUAUGAGGCUAGGAAGAUUGCUGCAGAGAUGAAAACGCACCUGGAGGCUAAAGAAUUUAUCAAGGAAUCCAUGCGGAAGAUCAUUACCCUAAUAACAGGAUCAAGAGAACAGACCAACCAAAUUCUGUCAGACAGAUCAACCAUCAGCAAUUAUGACUGCUACCAGUCAGCGGUGAACCACUUCAAAGCUCAUUGCUUCAACUGGCACUCUCCCUUGUAUGAGUAUGCCCUGAGACAGCUGUACGCCUUGGUCAACGUCUGUGAAGGAGGAUACCCCAUUGAGAGAAUACACUUGGCCAUGGAUCAAGUGUGCCGUGGAUAUUGAUGGAAACAGCAGCCUUGUAGUGUAACCCUUACUGCAAGUGGUAACUUCUCAUAACUGCAAUAAUCCAGACUUCACAUGCAUGUACCACGAAGAGUCAGCCACUGUCCUGGAGCUGUGCUGGGAGCUGAGGCCACACGCAGUACGGCACUUGCCAGCGCUCUCCCCUGCAUCCCCACCUGCCGCCAACCCGGUGGUUUGGCAGAGCCUUUUGUCAGACCACACGGAGCUUCAAGAUGGAUGAUUUGUUUUGAAGUGUAAUGCUCUAAGAAUCUCUGGAUGAACACUACAAGUCACCAACAGUGAUUUGAAAUCCAUGUGAAAUUUAAACAUUGACUUAAAUUUUGUGGAGAAAAAAAUAUACUGUUGCUAAGCAUUACUUUUUUUUUUUUUAACAAUGUUAAUGAAUUCAUUACAGUGACUAAUUUACAGUUUGAGUAAAGAAACCAAAGUUUGUUCUUUAAGCUUUAACUCCUUAACAGUUUAAAGAAGUGUGUUGCAUUCAAGAACUAUCAAAUGUUAACAGCGCAGUUCAACUGUGAAUAGCAAGAACCUUUUUGGGUAGAAAGCAUUGUUUCCCAAAGAAAAACCACAAGUAUCUAAUGCUGUAAAUAGAGUGCCAGUAUGCUAGAAUUAAAUGUAUUUACACACAAACCUCAUACAGUUCAGGAAUUGUCUGUGAAUAAAAAUAAAGUUGGCAGUUUCAUCAACCUACA
Molecule: messenger RNA, 2208 nt
Organism: Anas platyrhynchos (mallard)
Lineage: Eukaryota; Metazoa; Chordata; Aves; Anseriformes; Anatidae
Gene: LGMN
Product: legumain
Biological process (GO): vacuolar protein processing
Molecular function (GO): cysteine-type endopeptidase activity
Source: RefSeq, a predicted model, not a curated record